AUGACUAAUAUGCCAUUACAACACAUUUCUCUCUUCGAUAACCAAACCCAGAACAAGUCAAAUGGACUUAUUGAAAGGUUCCAAGAGGAUAUCACAGGGGUGAACCAAAGCAUGGCUUCCAUUCUUCUACCUGUGGUCGUUUAUGUGGCUAUCUUAAUGGUCCUUGGCAUCAUAGGCAAUUUUGUCGUCGGUUACAUUUACAUCUUCAGAUGGAAAAAGAAAACCAUAAAAUACUUUAUUGGAUCCUUGGCAACGUACGACUUUGUCACAAGCAUUUUGUGUAUGCCUAUAGAAAUUUCGAUGCUUCGAAAUCCUGUGACCCUAAACGAUCUUUAUCUCUGCAAGUUCCUACGGUUUAUUCGCUCUAUGACGUCAUUAGGAGCAGGAUGUAUGCUGGUAGUUAUCGCUGUAGACCGAUAUCUGCGGAUCUGCAAGUUAUCCAAACCUCAAAUUCAAGUCCCCUUAGCAAAGAAAUUGUGUGUAAUGACUGGAGGAAUCGGAUUACUGUUUUCCUGGCCAUGUCUAAUAUUGUUCGGACAGCUCAACAGAAGUAGAUCCCCGAUUGCAGAGACAUCGUGUUUGGUUGACACAACAUUUAUUGCCACGCCCUAUUCAGCCGUCUACCAUAGCAUCAUGUCCGUGCUCUUUUUCGUUAUUUCAUUGUGCCUUCUGAUGUUUUAUUCCUUGAUAUUGACCAGACUGUGUAAAAUGCCAGUUCUCACAAAAGUGAAGGCAAUGAAUUCUAGGAAUGACGAACGAACUACCUAUAACAUCUCCUCCUCCCCCUCCUCCUCGUCGGAAAGUUUUCCCGAUAAUUCCACAAAACUCAACACAGAACAACCAGAUGAUUGUUCCAAUGACAAAGUGAUCCCUUUAUCUCCCACCAAUGAAAUAUCCCGUCCUAGAAAAUCUUCCCUAUUUGAUGGAAAACUUUUCGCAAUUUCUCCAAAGAUGCAGUUUUCUAUUCCAUUUGGAAUGAAAAGAACAAGUUCUGUAAUGUUUUUAAUCACUCUCAUUCAGUGGCUUAGUGUUCUGCCGUAUUUUGCACUUCUUUUCGUUACAUCAUUCAACAAGGAUUUUCUGCACACUUUAACAGAAACUGAUCAAGUAUUUUACAACAUUGGGAUAGUGACUCACUAUCUCAGUAGUGGAAUUAAUCCCUACAUGUAUGGGUUUUUUAGUAGAGAUUUUAGAAAGGAGUGUAAAAAGGCAAUUGUAUCAAUCAAGAAUUUACGACGGAUUUAAAUGUUUGUCCGUCCGUCUUUGUCCAACUCUUCAUUUCGUAUACCUUACGGGAGUUAUGAGAUUGUCGCUGUUCGUUAUUUGUAUCUUUCAUUCGUGAAAACUCUCUAAGCGUGAUGGUAAGACAAAAGUAAAGUUUCAAUAAAACUAAAUGACUCUUGAUGAUUAAAAUUCCUUGACAUCCUGUCUAUUAAUAUUAUUCACUUUCAUUCUUAUCUCAAUUCGAUAUAUCCCAGUGAACUGGAAAUAUAAGAAAACUACAAAGUAUCCCACUUAUGUUUCCAAUUUGGAUGAUUUACUAAACAUAGACGUUACGUUUUGGUUUUCAGCACAUUGAUAUCCCAGUCAAUGGGAUGAAUGAAUUUGAAUUACUUUUGGCCAAAACGAAAUUGAUCAAUAGUUUAUCAGUCCCUGCAGCAUCCGUUGAAAAGGGACCGUAUACAUGUAGAAUGUUUUUCAAUUUAAACUUCUUUAUUUAUAUAAAAUAAGGUAACACUUUCGUUAUAGAUAAUUAUGUAAAACAGAAGGUUUUAAUAAAAUCAUAGGUUUUUUUCCAAAUAAUUAUUGAAUGCAUACUCAUUAUGUGCAAGUGAUUAAAAAUAAUAGCGUAAAUUUAAAUAAAUGUAAUCAAUGAAUAACUUUUGUAAUGUUGACAUUAGCAGAAUAGACUAAAGCUAAUAUCAGUUAUUGUUGUAAACACAUCUUUACUAGCCAAGGGUUUCCUAUCCGCACUGCUUCCUUGUAGAUGUGGGAUCAGAUGACUAGCAUGAGUAAUCACCCCCUUAACCAGACACAUCCGCCGUGAUUAUUCCCUGCACGAAGAAAAAUAUUAACAUACGAUUAAUCAAACAAUAAUUGAAAGAAAACAUUAUAAAGAACCCAAGAAAUUGCUUAGCAUGUUGAAAGAUGAACAUUGAUAUAAACUAACCGCAUUAAAUGCGGAGGUGUAGCGCUUUGUCGUUUCUUGCUCACGUAUUAUAACAGUUAUACAUACCAAUGAACUGUAUCACUUGAUAAUCUUCCAAAUCUUAUUUUAAUGUAAAACUUAUAUGGUACCAAUUUUGAUACACCAGAUGCGCAUUUCGACAAAUAAUGUCUCUUCAGUGAUGCUCAACUGAAAUGUUUGAAAUCCGAAAUAACUAUGAAGUUUUAGAGCUAAAUAUAGCCAAAAACAACGUGCCAAAAAUCCAUUUAAAUAUCUUUGCACUUUUAUGGAGUUGGUUUUCUUUCUUUUGGAUGGUAUGAAGAAUACAAUUUGCGAGUGAGUGUUGUGUUCUGUUUUGAUCAUAUUGUUUUAGAAAGAGCUUUGUUUAUAUGACUUGCUAAAUCGGAUGAAUUGAAUGUUGUCUUUAAAUUUUGUAUUCAAGCUUUGCAAAAAAUAAAGUUGGCUGUUGCCUCAAUAAUAUAAAAUAAACCAGAAUCUAGAAACGGAAAUAAAACAAAUUACAAAUACACUGUGUAUACAGUGUUGCAUGUACAGAUAUAUGAAAAGCGGAAGACAAAAUCGAAUGGUUGGUAUCCUAUUCUUACACUUAGAUUUCUUUGUUUUUUCAUAAUAAAUCAAGAACACUGGGA
Molecule: messenger RNA, 2817 nt
Organism: Ostrea edulis (European flat oyster)
Lineage: Eukaryota; Metazoa; Mollusca; Bivalvia; Ostreida; Ostreidae
Product: neuropeptide S receptor-like
Exons: 1
Coding region: 1-1245 (414 amino acids)
Biological process (GO): neuropeptide signaling pathway
Cellular component (GO): membrane
Molecular function (GO): G protein-coupled peptide receptor activity
Source: RefSeq, a predicted model, not a curated record